Messenger RNA from Sphaerulina musiva SO2202, 1357 nucleotides. Its product is annotated as Abhydrolase_3-domain-containing protein. The record is from RefSeq and is a predicted model, not a curated record. Lineage: Eukaryota; Fungi; Ascomycota; Dothideomycetes; Mycosphaerellales; Mycosphaerellaceae. Gene Ontology annotation, molecular function: hydrolase activity. The coding region runs from base 110 to 1120 and encodes 336 amino acids. The transcript has 5 exons.
GUUGCCAUCGUCCCCGUGAAUAGGUAGACACUCCAUUCGUCUCUACGUCAUCGCCAUCAAUCAGCAUCCCGAACCGUACACGGCAAACAAGAAGCCGUCUCUCGUGACAAUGGCAUACUCCGACUCUUCGAAAUGGCCAAUGCUGGCGGAUAUGGACCCAGAAUACCAAAAGUAUCUCGAAACAGCCCCUCCAGGGCCACCGGCAGCAGAUGACCCGUCCAAGAUCCCUGGCAUGAGGCCCAUGAUGAAGCAAAUGCAACUCAAGGCUCCCUACCAGCAGAUAGAUAGGACGGGAGUCACAGAGGAGCAAAUCUCUAUUCCCGCUCGUGAUGGCUAUCAGAUUCCUGCUGUGCUCUACAAACCGGCUUCGUCGUCCGCGGGACCGGGACCGCUUGCUGUGCUGUUUCACGGUGGUGGAUUCAUACUUGGAUUCCCCGAAAUGGAAGGCCCGGCUGCUGUUGGUCUGGUACAAGGUCACGGCGCCUCGGUGAUCAGCGUUGACUACCGCUUAGCCCCGGAACACGUCUUCCCAAAGCCCAUCGAAGAUGGCUGGGAUGCGUUGAAAUGGGCCUCAUCCAAUGCUUCCACUCUCCACGCCGACCUGAGUAAAGGUUUCGUCGUCGGUGGCAGCUCCGCGGGAGCCAACAUCGCUGCGGUACUUUCCCAUCUGGCUCGUGAUCAGAAGCUGUCACCUCCGCUGACGGGCAUCUUUCUCAACUAUCCCAUCACCGUCGGUAACGAGGUCGUGCCCGAGGCGAUGAAGAAGGACUAUCAAUCAUUCGAACAGAAUGCCAACGCGAAAGGACUCAUCAAUAAAGACGCUAUCCAGAGAAUCAUGUCCGUCUACAAUCCCGAUCAAAAGUCUCCGCUUUACAGCCCUAUGCUUUCCAAACAUGAAGGUCUGCCCAAAACGUGGCUGCAUGCCUGUGGACUGGACCCGCUCCGCGACGAUACGCUCUUGUACGAACGCGAGUUGAAGAAGGCAGGUGUCGACACUCGUGUGAUUGUGUCUCCUGGUGUGCCGCAUGCAUUCGAGACGACGGUGGCGCAUCUGCAAGUGGCUGAGAAGUUUCGAGAGGAGAGGAAGAAAGCUUUCGCGUGGUUGUUGGAAACGAAGUAGAUGGACUACAUAUCUCGCUCGGGUAUGUGAAUAAGUUCACGACAGCUCAGUUACUGCAGCUUGAAAAGUCAGAGGAAGUACGCGGAAAAAAAAAGCAAAUACAUACUUGAUGCGGACGUUGAUUCUCGUCCGUGGGAUUUAGAAAAGCAAGGAGAAAGUUCCCACAGCUUGCAAGAAAUUGUGAUGGCACAGACACAAAAAUACACAAGACGCGGCAUAUUCGCCAAGUACUCUGCC